Molecule: messenger RNA, 3060 nt
Organism: Malurus melanocephalus (red-backed fairy wren)
Lineage: Eukaryota; Metazoa; Chordata; Aves; Passeriformes; Maluridae
Gene: DAO
Product: D-amino acid oxidase
Exons: 11
Coding region: 108-1157 (349 amino acids)
Molecular function (GO): D-amino-acid oxidase activity; FAD binding
Source: RefSeq, a predicted model, not a curated record
CAGACCUUGCCCUGCUGGGCUGUAACAACAACUCUGACUCUGUGAAGCCUCUGGAGACGUGGCAGUGACUGCUCCGGGGACCCCACACUCUACAGGGAGCCGGAGCCAUGCGUGUGGCCAUCAUUGGGGCUGGGGUGAUCGGGCUGUCCAGUGCCCUGUGCAUCCAUGAGCAGUUCCAUGGCCUGGUGCCCUCCCUGGAGCUGGAGGUCUACGCUGACCACUUCACCCCCCACACCACCAGCGAUGGGGCAGCCGGGCUGUGGCAGCCCUACCUGAGUGACCACGGCAACCUGCAGGAGACGCUCUGGAAUAAAGAGACAUUCGAUUACCUCCUGGGCCACCUGCACUCCCCAGCAGCCAAGGAAAUGGGACUUUUCCUCAUUUCUGGCUACAACCUGUUCACGGAGCCCGUGCCGGACCCAUCCUGGAAGAACAUUGUGCUGGGAUUCAGGAACUUGACACUGAAAGAGCUUGAACUUUUUCCUGGUUACAGCUAYGGCUGGUUCAACACGGCGCUGAUGCUGGAGGGCAGGAGUUACCUGCCCUGGCUCACCAACAGGCUGAUGCAGAAAGGAGUGAAGUUUUUCCAUAGGAAGGUUGAGUCUUUCCAGGAGCUGUUUUCCCAGGGUGUGGAUGUGGUGCUGAACUGCAGCGGGAUGCGCUCAGGGGAGCUCCAGCCCGACCCGGAGCUGCAGCCUGGUCGGGGCCAGGUCAUCAAGGUCCUGGCCCCGUGGGUGAAGCAUUUCAUCAUCACUCACGACUUGAAAUCCGGGAUCUACAACUCACCCUACGUCAUCCCAGGGAGCGAGUUCACAGUCCUGGGAGGGAUUUACCAGCACGGCAACUGGAGCGAGGAGAACAGUGCCAAGGAUCACAAAUUCAUCUGGGACAGCUGCUGCCGGCUGCUCCCKGCUCUCCAGAAGGCGCAAAUCGUCGGGGAGUGGAGCGGUCUGAGACCGGCACGGCCCUCGGUCCGCCUGGAGCGGGAGAGCGUCCGGCUCGGGAAUGUCCAGGCAGAGGUGAUUCACAACUACGGCCACGGCGGCUUUGGGAUCACCAUCCACUGGGGCUGUGCCAUGGCAGCGGCGCGGCUCUUCGGGACCAUCCUCCAGGAGAAGAAGCAGCAGCUGCCCAGGGCCCCGGGGCCACGCUUGUGAGCACCUGCUGCCCUGCARGAUGUGACAACAGUAGCUUAGGAAUCACAGCAGAACGAUGGGAAUUGCACAGGGAUACACACACGGGCAGCAGCUCUGGCUUGCAGACAUUUUCCAGGCAGCUCUGCUCCCUCCACAGCUUUCCUGGAGGAMGGGCUUUCAAAUAUGGACUAAUUCUCCAUUUCAAAGUGCACCAAGUGCUGUCUGGGAUCAGGCUGCAAAGGGCAGGCAAGGUUCAGCUGAACCCUGGACAGUCCUGCAGUUCAUCUGCACCAGGGGAUGGGAUCUAAAACAGAGCUGGAGACACCUGAGGUCUCUGCUGGCUGCUCCAACACCCAGAGUGUAAUUAGAUUUACAGGCUGCUCCCCAGGAGGCAAAAGCUCCUUAGUAGGAAGAAGCUCUGAGGCUCCCAGGGAAGUUCCAGCAGCUCUGGAAGCACGUGCCUGGGUUACAGCAGUUUUCCUCACAUUCCUGCCGGGACAAAGCUYGGGCUGCAGCACCUGGUUUGUGUAGCUGGCACCAGACAGCAGCACUUGCCUAAAAUGGCCUUUCCAAACGAUGUUUUAGCAACAAAAGCAACUUGUUCCAGCCCUGUGGACUUGCCAGACUCUAUAUAUAGCAGAGAGCACAAGAAAAUAGCUCUUCUUGUCCCUAAAACUCCCAGGGGCCCCUCAGCUUCCCAUUUCUCCCAGCUGUGGGACACAGCUCAGASAGAGGGGCUGGCUUGGGAAGGGUUGUGCCUCCCAGAGGAGGAGCAGGAUUUUCUGGGGUGUUCAGGGAUGCUCCUGGGGACCCUGAAGAUACAGCCUGGCUGAUUUUUCCUUGCCCUGUGUCCUCCCUGCUCUACAAACCAUCCCAGACAGAGCGCUGGAAGCCUUGAAUCCAAAGGCUGUCUCGAGCCCAGCACAGUGCCUGGCUCACUCUCCCACGUGGAAAAACCAACUGUUUCUUACUCAUCCGUGAUGCAGCUCCUCUCUCCUSAUGACUCCAUGUGCCAGGAAUAGCUCAGCAGCCCGGGCAGUGCCUCGGGAAUGGGCGAUGCUGGAGCUCACCUCCGUGCUGUGCAGGAAACAGAGCUGGAUUUGGGAAACUGGGAGCCACUGGCAUGCCCAGUCUGCCCAAAGGAUUUCCAGCUUCCCUGGUAGCUCGCUUGAGAUGUUGCAGUCGCUGGGUAAAAUCAGGAAAAGAGUAGGAAAAGGACAACAAGGGCUGGAGAAAAUUCCCUGCUGAUUAAUUCUGAACCCAGGGGUCUGCGAUCCCACCUCAGGGGGUCCCCUUGGUUUCACUUAUUCCAAAUAUGAGACAUUCAGGAGCACGUUCUCUGCUGUAAAUCCAGCCCCAUGUAGGAGAUUUUGGGAAAAUUCCACUGCAAAAAAAAAAAAAAAAGGGGUGCAGGAAACCACCGUACACCUGGUGACAAGGAGCUGAUUAUUGUGAACUCAGAGCCUACAGGAGCCACUGCCCUGUGAUCUCACACGGCCUCUUGGCAGACAGGAACRAGCUGAGCUGUCAUUUUAUGUGCAGGUUAAUUCUGUUUGUCUUCCAAAGGCCGCAAUUUAAUCUGUGUGAACAAUAAAGGGAAAAUUCAAAUGGUGUGUGACGCUUUUUCCUCUUGGUGAUGGCACGGGUAGGGCCUCAAAUGCUGAUUCCAAAAAAAAGURAAGUUAUGACCCCUCCUAAACAUCCCCCAGAACAGCCAACAACUUAUUUCCUGAAAAAACUAUUUAUUUGUUUAACAUAAAAUAUCUAAUGUGGACUUCAACUCUCUGAUGCUGCGUUGGGAACAGGAACCAGAGGAGUAUUUUACAACAAGCUUGAGAUACACCGAGUUUUUCAACAUUAAAAUGUAAAUCCAGCUUAGAAACUGUACAUUCAGACACGGAAACAUUCACUGCUCUUUCGGCAA